Messenger RNA from Choloepus didactylus (southern two-toed sloth), 3636 nucleotides. It is a transcript of the gene RNF145, whose product is annotated as ring finger protein 145. The coding region runs from base 385 to 2397 and encodes 670 amino acids. The record is from RefSeq and is a predicted model, not a curated record. Lineage: Eukaryota; Metazoa; Chordata; Mammalia; Pilosa; Megalonychidae. Gene Ontology annotation, cellular component: endomembrane system; endoplasmic reticulum. Gene Ontology annotation, molecular function: ubiquitin protein ligase activity; zinc ion binding. The transcript is spliced from 11 exons.
AGAGAACGGGAGUCGGGCCGCGGCAGCCGCAGAGCGCCAGGGGCAGGAGGAGUGAGCGUAGGAGGCCAUGGCCGCUGUCGCUGCCGGUUGCUGAGGGUCUUGGCCCGCGAGCGCCCGCCGCCGCGGAAGAUGGUGACCGCACGGCUUGGUCCGCUGCCGCCGCCGUUGCCACCCCCUCCCAAGACGCAGCAACCGAGGCCCGGCGCGGAGGAGCCACCUCUGUGAGCCGCGCCUUCCAGAGACGCCGCCGCCGCCGCCCGAAGAGAACCGGAGGGCAGGCGAGAGAGCCGGCAGUGGAGGAGCCCGCCCGCCCGCUGGCAGCGCCACCACGUAGGGAGGGAGGCCGCAGCCCGAGGUCUGCCCCAAGGGAAAAAAAAACGAAACAUGGCUGCAAAGGAGAAACUGGAGGCAAUGUUAAAUGUGGCCCUGAGGGUGCCAAGCAUCAUGCUAUUGGAUGUCCUAUACAGAUGGGAUGUCAGUUCCUUUUUUCAGCAGAUCCAAAGAAGUAGCCUCAGUAAUAACCUUCUUUUCCAAUAUAAGUAUUUGGCUCUUAAUAUGCAUUAUGUGGGCUAUAUCUUAAGUGUUGUGUUACUAACCUUGCCCAGGCAGCAUCUGGUUCAGCUUUAUUUGUAUUUUUUGACUGCUCUGCUCCUCUAUGCUGGACAUCAAAUCUCCAGGGACUAUGUUAGGAGUGAACUGGAGUCUGCCUAUGAAGGACCAAUGUAUUUAGAACCUCUCUCCAUGAAUCGGUUUACCACAGCCUUAAUAGGUCAGUUGGUGGUGUGUACUUUAUGUUCCUGUGUCAUGAAAACGAAGCAGAUUUGGCUCUUCUCAGCUCAUAUGCUUCCUCUGCUAGCAAGACUCUGCCUUGUUCCUCUGGAGACUAUUGUUAUCAUCAACAAAUUUGCUAUGAUUUUUACUGCAUUGGAAGUUCUUUAUUUUCUUGGGUCUAAUCUUUUAGUACCUUAUAACCUUGCUAAGUCUGCAUACAGAGAAUUGGUUCAGGUAGUGGAGGUAUAUGGCCUUCUAGCCUUGGGAAUGUCCCUGUGGAAUCAACUAGUAGUUCCUGUUCUUUUCAUGGUUUUCUGGCUUGUCUUAUUUGCUCUUCAGAUUUACUCCUAUUUCAGUACUCGAGAUCAGCCUGCAUCACGUGAGAGGCUUCUUUUCCUUUUUCUGACAAGUAUUGCUGAAUGUUGCAGCACUCCUUAUUCCCUUUUGGGUUUGGUCUUCACGGUGUCUUUUGUUGCCUUGGGUGUUCUGACACUUUGCAAGUUUUACUUGCAGGGUUAUCGAGCUUUCAUGAAUGAUCCUGCCAUGAAUCGGGGCAUGACAGAAGGAGUUACGCUGUUAAUCCUGGCAGUGCAGACUGGUCUAAUAGAACUACAGGUUGUUCACCGUGCAUUCCUGCUCAGUAUUAUCCUUUUCAUUGUGGUAGCUUCUAUCCUACAGUCCAUGUUGGAGAUUGCAGAUCCUAUUGUUUUGGCACUGGGAGCAUCUAGAGACAAGAGUUUAUGGAAACACUUCCGCGCUGUGAGCCUUUGUUUAUUUUUACUGGUAUUCCCUGCUUAUAUGGCUUAUAUGAUUUGCCAGUUUUUCCACAUGGAUUUUUGGCUUCUUAUCAUUAUCUCCAGCAGCAUCCUCACCUCUCUUCAGGUUCUGGGAACACUUUUUAUUUAUGUCUUAUUUAUGGUUGAGGAAUUUAGAAAAGAGCCCGUGGAAAACAUGGAUGAUGUUAUCUACUAUGUGAACGGCACUUACCGUCUGCUGGAGUUCCUCGUGGCCCUCUGCGUGGUGGCCUAUGGAGUCUCAGAGACCAUCUUUGGAGAAUGGACAGUGAUGGGCUCCAUGAUCAUCUUCAUCCAUUCCUACUAUAAUGUGUGGCUUCGGGCCCAGCUGGGGUGGAAGAGUUUUCUUCUCCGCAGGGAUGCUGUGAACAAGAUCAAAUCAUUACCCAUUGCUACUAAAGAGCAGCUUGAGAAACACAAUGAUAUUUGUGCCAUCUGUUAUCAGGACAUGAAAUCUGCUGUAAUCACGCCUUGCAGUCAUUUCUUCCAUGCAGGAUGUCUUAAGAAAUGGCUGUAUGUUCAGGAGACCUGUCCUCUGUGUCACUGCCACCUUAAAAACUCCUCCCAGCUUCCAGGAUUGGGAACUGAGCCAGUUCCACAACUUAAUGCUGGAGCUGAGCAAAACAUUGUGCUUCAGGAAGGUACUGAACCCCCAGAUCAAGAGCAUCCUAGAGGGACCAGGAUACAAGAAAAUCCUAGUGACAGUAAUGAACACGUUGCCAGAACAUCAGAUAACCAGGAAGGGACUUUUGAUCCCAAGGAACAUCCUCUCAGUGCGAAAGAUGAAGCAUGCCCUCUCGAGGUCAGCCUAGAAGUAAAGAAGCAGGAAUAACACUUUGAUAUUCUGGAGGAGUCAUUAACUCAAGGGGCAGUUCAUGCUCAGAUUUGAGGAGUAUAUGAGAUGAUAGGCAGGAAACUGACAUUCCAAGGAUCUAAUCCAGGAAGUACUCUCAGUGGAGACCACCUGCUUUCAUUCCCUUGACAUUGUGGGAGAAAAUUUGAAAUGUAUGCUAAUGAAAAUGUAUUUAUAUAUUCUGUGCUGAUGUUUUGUUGAGGUUUGCCAAGAAAAUUCAACCUCAACAACUUCAGAAACUGUCCCUGAUUGUAAGGGAUAAAUAAUACCAGAUUUGAGUGUUUGAAAGGGGCUAAGGAAAGGAGGUUAAAGAGCAUGGGAAGGACAGCAUGGGAAGAAGCAGGCAGAAGUGGAACAGACAUUUCACUUUCUUUGGGACAAGAUUAUUCUUGUUACAAAGUAUGAGUAGUUACCGGCCCUGUUCUCCACCUCCCUUUUUCUCAGUUAAUUGGAACUUGGUCAGGAGAUUAUUGAGUUUUGUACAGCACUGAAGUGAAAUCAAAGAUGUAAAAGCCUUGAUUAUAUUCAAAGAUUGAAGCACGCUCAUAUUCCGUAUGUGCUUUUGGGGGAGGGGAGGGUGGGCAUUUGGGCCUAGCGGGUGCAUUCAUGUCAUCUGAGACUCCUGAACUUUAUGAUGGAGUCUUCAAUAUUUUGAUGUAUAUGAAACUUUUGUUAAUAUAUCGUAUACUGUAUUGGCUGUGUGAAGUAAACUAAAACUCUAAUGAACCCUUUGGAGCCCACUAUAGUUUGGGGGCCAAAGUGGGAAGGGCUUUAGGGCACUGAUAAAGGCCGUAGGUGUACUUUUCAAUCCUGUGUAAUGUUUAAUUAUUGCAACUGAAUCAAAACAGUGUUAAAUUAUGGCAAUAUUUGCACUUUGGGAAUGAAUACAUACUUGUAUGAUCACACUCUGCAGUUGCCACUUUUAAAGCUGUUAAUAGAUUUUGCACCUUUUCUUUGACAAGGAUAUGUCAUAUUUAAAUUUUUACAUUCAUCGUGGCUAUAGGUAGAACUGGGGAGGGGGGAAUGUAAUUUUUUAUGGGAAUUUUGAUAUGAAAAGAAACUAGUCAUUUAUUUAUACAAUAGGCUUGCCUCAAAAAGUGUUUUUCAGACUUGGUAUUCCUAAUGUGGGAUGUGACUUAUUUUAUUUUUAGUAGCAAACUUGGAUGUAGACUGACAGACAUAGGCUGAAUGUCUUAAUAAAUUUAAAUUUGAAGAUAA